AUGAAGAACGUCCCAAGUCUUCAAACUGUAGAUAAGGAUUCGGUAAGUUUUCAUUUUGAAUGAUUUCUUUGGGUUUUUAGGUUUUAAUUCUCUUUCUUUCAUAUGAUUUGUAAUUUGUUCUACUUUUGGCACUUUUUUUUAAAUUCAAAUUAAAGUUUUUUUGCUUGGAAAAGCGCCAACUGACAUUUUUCUAGUUUAAAUUAUAUUGAAUUCAAUUUAGGAAGAACCGCCCGAGUCGAAGUCUACGCCGAAGUCACUUCCCACUACACCAAAAUGAGAUAGUCCUCAGCCUAAGGUCGAUGGAGAGACUAGGAUUCACAAAAGAAUCAAGAACACUUAUCGUGGCAGUGGCGAGUCUAAGCAGGUGAUUCAACAAGGUGAAGGCAUAGUAAACGUCACUAAGAAAACGGUAAGUUAGUUUUUAAUAAUAUUACGUAGGGGUUAGCUAUAAGAAGAGGAAAUUAAGCUAGGGUCAAAUGAAAUAUGUUAAAAGUGAGAUAGGAUAGUUUUAGGCUGAGUUGGGCAAGCUUACAGUAAGGCAAGGAUGGGCUUAGUGCUGGGCAGGUUUUUUUAAUGGAAAAUACAGCUAAAAAACGGACAGCUUUUUUUUAAUAUUCGUGGCCCACUUAAAGUUAUGAUAAUCUUAUAUAAUUCUUUACAGACUAAAAAUCGACCCAAAAAGACCACACAGUCGAUACAGAAACGUGGUCCAUCUACUCCCAAAUCGCAUCACUGA
Molecule: messenger RNA, 736 nt
Organism: Bursaphelenchus okinawaensis
Lineage: Eukaryota; Metazoa; Nematoda; Chromadorea; Rhabditida; Aphelenchoididae
Source: the annotation of a GenBank genome assembly